Molecule: messenger RNA, 2012 nt
Organism: Ochlerotatus camptorhynchus
Lineage: Eukaryota; Metazoa; Arthropoda; Insecta; Diptera; Culicidae
Product: chondroadherin-like
Exons: 4
Coding region: 338-1870 (510 amino acids)
Cellular component (GO): extracellular matrix
Molecular function (GO): protein binding
Source: RefSeq, a predicted model, not a curated record
CAUUCGCGUGAUCGUGUGCGCGUGCGCAUUCUGACGCGUUACUGGAUUUAGUGAGUUUGAAAAAUACCAGGCAAUCGAUAUCUCCGGAGAUUCACGGCCGGUGGUCAAUGUGCAACGGGUUGUGAACAGUUCUUGGAACAUGAUCACUUGAAGACACAGAAGAGAAAAAUACAAAUCGAAGAUCGAGUUCUGAAAUGCUAGAUCAAGUGCAUUAAGUGACUGAGUGAUACGGUGAUCGGCCCUAGAACAGACGUAAUUGAUUGUUGACCUCCAAAGUGGCGACGGACCCUGUGCUGAUAACGAUAAUGCCGAUGGAGGGAAGCUGUGAAACGGCAUAAUGACGCAUUUGUGCAGCAAGAUCUUCUUGUUCCUACUGGUGGCGGUUUCCGUUGGCCACACCCUGACGGACACUGAGUUCGAGCCCGUCGAAGGGAUUUGCGACAUUUGCACGUGCAGCGUCCGGAACGAGGCCAGCGCCCUACACCUCAGCUAUUCCAUACUGGACUGUUCGACGAAGAACCUACGCCACAUGCUGGCCAGUUGGCCGGACAUCUUCGGAAACGACCAUGACGAUCAGGAGAUCGUCUUCUCGCUUUCCGGCAACGACAUCAAAUCCCUUCAGCAACUGCCCGCAACGGGUGCGGAUUUGGUUUUCAGCUGCCGACAUUGUAACCUGACGGAGCUGGCCAGUGCAGCCUUCCUGGAUACGCCCAACAUCAUUCGGUUGGAUUUGAGCUGGAAUCUGCUGACGGGAGAUGUCCUGCGACCGGAUAUCUUCCGCGGCAAGUACGCAGAACAGGAAUACGAAUCGAUCGCAUUGGAUGAGCUGGAUUUGAGCUACAAUUCGAUUGAGUUUUUGGACGGUUCGUUGUUUGAACACAUGGUUCAUCUGAGGCGGCUAUCGUUGUCCCACAACGCGCUGGGAGAACUCACGGACGGAACGGUCCAGGCACUAGGAUCGAUCAGUCGGUUGGAGCAUUUAGAUUUGUCGAACACAGAGCUAGUGGACAUCCCGCGGGCGAUGUUUGAGAAGAUUGAAGGGUUGCGGGAACUGUUGCUGCAGGGCAAUAAGUUUACGACGGUGCCGAGUUCCAUCGGAUUGCUGAAGCCGACCCUGAUGGCACUCUAUGUGGGAGAGAAUCCGAUUCAACAGCUGAACGAUGAGAGCUUCUUUGAUCUUGACCAUCUUACGCAGCUGAACAUCAGCGGCAUGCCACUGCUGGAUGAUAUCGGUGUCGGUACGUUCGGGGGAUUGAAGUCGCUGGAAGUGCUGACCUGUAGCCAUAAUCCCAUGUUGGUCGAGUUCGAUAUGAGUGACCUGAAGGGGCUGAUACGAUUGAGACAGCUGGACAUUUCCCACUGCUCGAUCAAGAACCUGCACCUGGACGAACCGAUCCCGGUGCAGGACAAAACCUCUGACAUAGCCUACAUCGAUGUGUUCCCCAAGCUGCGGUCCGUCAAGCUGGAAGGCAACCGCUGGCACUGCGACUGCGAGCUCUACGAAACCAUCGAAUCCAUCAAGCACAUCCUGGAGGACGAGUUCCAGCACAGCAGGUCCGAAGCUCGCUGCGAAACACCGUACGAUCUGGCGGCACUGCCCCUGACGGAUCUAGCCGACAAGUCGCUCUGUUCGUCGCCACCGAAGAAAGUUCCUAAAAUCCCAAUCUACGAGGCUCCGGCCUUCCUGCGGCCGCGUUCCAUUGUUCUGUCGCUCCUGUCCGUGGUGAUAGUCCUGCUGGUUGGCUUAAUCAUCGGAGUGAUCUUCGUUUUCGUCAAACGGAAGCUGAAGGGGAACGACGUGGGCUUUACGUCUCCCGUUCGAUACACGACGGUGCGGAACAGCACCACGUCGACGAUUUUGCAAGCUUGAAAGCAGGGAAACAGGGAGGAGAAGAUUCCCGUGAGAUACAAAAUAUAAAAAAGAAAGCGAAUUUUGUUUGUUCUAGUCUGUCUUAUCUUUUAAGUUUAUUUAGUAUAAGCCCUAGGGAGAUAAAUAAAUGUGUACGUACUGU